AUGGAGGUUAAGGACCUGGAUCAUGAUUGUUUCUUAGUCAAAUUGGAUAACGAACAGGACUACUUCCGGGCUCUGACCGAUGGUCCGUGGGUGAUUUACGAUCAUUAUUUGGUCGUUCAGCAAUGGACGCCGAAGUUUAAAGCUUCGGACCCGCUUCCGAAGACCAUGAUCGUUUGGGUUCAGCUCCCGGCUAUCAAAAUCCACUUCUACCAUAAGGAGGUUCUCACUACUCUGGGCAAUCUAAUCGGUCGGACUAUCAAGCUGGAUUAUCAUACUCUCACGCAGCAACGAGCUAAGUUUGCUCGCAUAGCGGUGGAGGUGGACAUUUCGAGGCCUCUAGUUCCGAGAAUCUGGCUAGAUGAUGAGUGGCAGAAGGUCGAGUACGAAAAUCUGCCGGAGGUGUGCUUCAAGUGCGGGAAGAUUGGACAUCGCUCCGGUUCCUGUCCGAGGAAUACUAUCGGUGCCUCAUCGGUUUUGGUGGAGUCCGCCGGCGAUCUGUCGCUGACCAGUCCCUCGUCCCCGCCGGAGGAACCCAACCAGGGGUUCGGGCCGUGGAUGCUAGUGACGAGGAAAGCUCGGCGGAUUUCAAGGGACAUUCACCGGAAAGGUAAGUCGGAGCAGGAGACAGGGACGCAGAUUGCGACAUCAAGUGGGAAAAAUGGAAUUCGAGAGGUGAUAAUUAAGGAAGGGAAUCAUUCCUUACCUUCCACGAACUCCCCCAGCGGCGCUACUCUGCAACGGAAUUCAAACCAAGAAAGGAAAUUGUUUAACGGGAAAAAGAGCGGGGAGGAGACGAAGAAAGGAAAAGGUAAAUCGUUUAAGGAGGCUGGAGGGAUAGACAAAGGUCUUCUUGGGCCGGGGCCCAGUUUGGUUGGUCUUGAGGCAGCUGGGCCGAAGCCCGUGGUUAUUGAUGGGAGUCAGCCCAUUAGUCAGAAGCAAAUCAAGCCUCAACAACAGGUUGCGUCGAGGGGGUCUGAGCUCGACAAAGGGCUUCUGGACCAACAAGAGACGACGGGCUCCCCUCCUCAGCCACCCGUGUUUCACACUAUCGUGGGCCCAAAUGGUACUGUGAUGAAUAUUGUGGAGAGUCCACAGAUGGAGAACGGCGAACAAAUCUCUGGUUCCAGCCCCUCUCUAUCGACAAGAACGAAACAGAGUAAGAACAAGAAAGUGCAAGGGAAGAAGAGAUCGCCCAGCAAGCUUAAUCCGGCAAAACCCCUCCAAAUUUGGUCACCGGUUAAAGAAAGAAAACCAAAAUCUAAAGCUCGAAUGGCGUCUUUGACUCUACAAGAAAUUCACGCCUGGACUGAGGCAGCAAAACAGCCGAGGAAAGAGGACAAAGCGCCGGAGAUAGGCAAGUCGGCCGGCCGCCCAACUCCAGCGAGCGGCCCGGACGAAGAGACGAUCGCCAAGGCGUGA
Molecule: messenger RNA, 1419 nt
Organism: Linum tenue
Lineage: Eukaryota; Viridiplantae; Streptophyta; Magnoliopsida; Malpighiales; Linaceae
Source: the annotation of a GenBank genome assembly